AUGAGGUGUUCUCCAGUGGAGGUAAAGCUGUCACCAAAUCCGUUACCGCUGACAGCUUUGGUUAGCUUUCCCGGAUCGGGUAAUACAUGGGUGCGCCAUAUUGUUCAACAAGCAACAGGUAUUGGAACUGGAAGCGUGUAUUGUGACAAAUUUCUACGGGAUCAUGGAUUUCCCUUUGAAUGUAUCAAAAACGGCUCUGUAGUUUUGAUAAAAACACAUGAAGAAAAGAUUUCCGAACCAAACCUUCGAUUUUCCCGUAUAGUUCUCCUACUUCGAAACCCAUUUGAUGCAAUUCGGGCGGAAUUCAAUCGACGUUUUUCUAAGGAAAAUCACACAGGAUUCGCAUCCGAAACCAGUGUUAAGAAAGACUGGCCACGUGUUUCAAGGGAAAUGAUUACUACCUGGACGAGAAGUAUCGUAAAAUGGACGAGUUUCCAAGGACCCAUCCAUGUGACAAAAUAUGAGGACUGGAGAGCAAAACUAGAUCAAGAACUACCCCGGCUUCUCCAGUUUAUGGACAUUUCUGUAUCGAGGCGCCAAUUGUUGUGUGCAGUCCGGAAUUCUGAAGGAUUGUUUCAUAGGAAGGCCGGUGGAUCUUCUUUAGAAUUUGACAAAGCAAGUCGCGACAUACUCAACGCAAAAAUUCAGUUCAUUUUUCGCAAAACAAAGAUAAAGUUUUAA
Messenger RNA from Liolophura sinensis, 681 nucleotides. Its product is annotated as WSCD family member CG9164-like. The coding region runs from base 1 to 681 and encodes 226 amino acids. The record is from RefSeq and is a predicted model, not a curated record. The transcript is spliced from 3 exons. Gene Ontology annotation, molecular function: sulfotransferase activity. Lineage: Eukaryota; Metazoa; Mollusca; Polyplacophora; Chitonida; Chitonidae.